AUGUUGUCGGAAAUUUGUUUGGAAGUUACGACUGCUGCUGUGGAUUUUGGUUUCUGCGGAUGGCUGCUGACCAUAUUGUCAUAUUUUAUCGUAUUUAUCACCCUACCAUUUUCCGCUUGCGCAUGCAUCAAAGUUGUACAGGAGUACGAGCGAGCUGUUGUUUUUCGGUUAGGUCGACUGAUGGCCGGCGGAACUAGAGGACCAGGCAUUUUUUUUAUUAUUCCGUGUAUCGAUUCCUAUAGAAAAGUUGAUUUACGUGUGGUUUCGUUCGAUGUACCUCCUCAAGAAAUUCUUUCAAAAGACUCAGUAACGGUGGCUGUUGAUGCUGUAGUUUAUUUUCGGAUAUCCAAUGCCACGAUAUCAGUAGUGAACGUAGAAGAUGCGUCUAGGUCUACUAAGCUUUUAGCGCAAACUACUUUACGAAACAUUCUUGGCACUCGGACGCUCGCAGAAAUGCUCUCAGAUCGUGAAGCAAUUUCACUUCAAAUGCAGGCCACCCUAGAUGAAGCUACAGACCCUUGGGGCGUUAAGGUGGAACGAGUAGAAAUUAAAGAUGUUCGUUUACCGAUGCAGCUUCAGAGGGCUAUGGCAGCUGAAGCUGAGGCCGCUCGAGACGCUAGAGCUAGAGUAAUUGCUGCUGAAGGAGAGCAGAAUGCAUCGCAUGCAUUAAGUGAAGCAGCUGCGGUUAUUGCAGAAUCGCCAUCAGCUAUACAGCUUCGUUAUUUGCAGACACUGAAUUCUAUAAGUGCUGAAAAAAAUUCAACAAUUAUCUUUCCUCUACCAAUGGAAAUUAUCCGAUCUCUAGGUUUAUGCAAGUACAAUCUUCUAUGA
Molecule: messenger RNA, 831 nt
Organism: Enterobius vermicularis (human pinworm)
Lineage: Eukaryota; Metazoa; Nematoda; Chromadorea; Rhabditida; Oxyuridae
Source: the annotation of a GenBank genome assembly